This is a messenger RNA of Chelonus insularis, 1049 nucleotides long. Its product is annotated as serine/arginine repetitive matrix protein 2-like. The coding region runs from base 30 to 995 and encodes 321 amino acids. The transcript has 3 exons. Gene Ontology annotation, cellular component: nucleosome. Lineage: Eukaryota; Metazoa; Arthropoda; Insecta; Hymenoptera; Braconidae. The record is from RefSeq and is a predicted model, not a curated record. Gene Ontology annotation, molecular function: DNA binding. Gene Ontology annotation, biological process: nucleosome assembly.
UAUUAUUUUAUAAAAUUACUGUGAUUUAAAUGUCAAAUUCAUUAAAUCAGUUAAUAAUGGAAGCCAAGAAACCGAAAAUUCUUGAUCUAGCUCUCACAGCAGUAAAAGAUUUAAAAGAAAUUAAUGGUGCAAGUCCUUUGGAUAUCUGUAAUUACAUAUCAUCCACUUACAACAUUCCUAGAAAUGUAGCCAAACGUCAGACUUUGUUAGCACUCAAAAGAGGAACUGCCCAUGGAAUAUUAAAAGAAUCUGGAGGUCGUUACAGUCUUUUAACAGAUACAGAAAAAGAAUGUGUGGAAUUAACGAAUCAAGAGCUUGGUUUAUUGGAUCUCGCAUGCCGAAGACGUCGAAUGAUGCAGAGGAAAAGAAAAGCAUUGAAAAAAGCAGAAAAAGUUCAGAAAAAAGGACGUAUGAGAAAGUUAUCAAAAGGACGAAGUAGAAGAAGCAAAAGUCACAAGAGAGGACGAAGUCGUAGUAUAAAAGGUGGAAGGAAGAGAAGUAAAUCACGAAAAAUAAAAGGAAAGAGUAAAAGUAAAUCUCGAGGAAAUAAAAUACGUAGUUGUACGUGCCCAUCAUCUAGGCGAGAAAAGCAUAAACAUCGAAGCUCUUCUAGAAAAAGGCGAAGGGAUAAAAAAAUUAGAAAGAGUAGUAGAAGUAGAAAAAGGAGUAAAAGUGAAAGAAAACACCGUAGAAGUGAAUCACGUGCAAGAAAAAAAGAAAAAAAAGAGAAAAGAAAAAGUUCAAAGCGGAGAGGGAAGAAAGGAAGAAGAGAUUGUGAUUGUCCUGCGAGUGUGAGAGAUCGACCUGAAGGUUCUAAAGCUGAAGGAAAUGUUAAUAAAGAAAAACCGAAAGAUAAACAUAAAAAAGAUGCAAAAAAGGACCUCAAUGAAAAAGCUGAAGCCAAGAAAGAAAAUUAUUUUUAUGAGCUUAUUAAAAUGAACUUUGGUAAUCGGAAUCAAACUAACUCUCCAAAAUUGACUGCUACCAAUAAUUAGUUGGGUUCUAGGGUGGUUCAUUAAAAGCGAUGAUAUUCAAUUGUCUGAAAAAUU